This is a messenger RNA of Zophobas morio, 2689 nucleotides long. RefSeq lists its product as uncharacterized. NCBI's taxonomy places the organism in Eukaryota, Metazoa, Arthropoda, Insecta, Coleoptera, Tenebrionidae. The transcript has 11 exons. Gene Ontology annotation, cellular component: membrane. Gene Ontology annotation, biological process: transmembrane transport. The record is from RefSeq and is a predicted model, not a curated record. Bases 333 to 1763 code for a protein of 476 amino acids. Gene Ontology annotation, molecular function: transmembrane transporter activity.
UUCAGUCGCGGGUUGAUCCUCCGCCAGUCGACUUGGGGGCGGCGGCCGAGCGCUCUUCCACUCCAAAUUGCAUGUCUGAGAGCUGUGGAUAUCGGAAGGUCGAUACACCCAUUAUUCAGAGUGCAAGGGCUACUACGAAUUUGUUCCUCGAUUACAAAAGAAAUAAAUAAUGGAAACGAGAUAUUCAAGCAGCCACCGGAUUCACUAGACUUUGAUUAAACGAGACAACGCAAUUAGAAAUCUUCCAGGUCAAGGCACAACCGAACAAUGUAAUAAGGCGAAUCAAUGGCCAGAUGAGCAAUGAAUCGUCGCCGGCACUCCGCUGAGGGGCCAUGACGCGGGACGGGGACAUCCCGACCAUCUUCAACCCCCGAGGUCGGAACCGCGCGCCCAGCGUCCUGGUGACGGAUGAGGGAGUCGCCAACGGACCGUUCGCCCACGCGGACUCCGUCAGCAGCCAGCAGGAGCCCGUCGAGCCCGCGUCUCCCACGGCUCCCACGGGACUCGCGGCCAGGAUCAAGUCCUGCUCCGUCUCUUUUUGCUCCAAAUCGGCACGGAAAAUUUAUUUCGGGAUAUGGAUAACCGUCUGCGUGACAGCUUCGUGGGUGGGGGCCACCCACUGCAUCAAAUACCUAUACCUACGACGACCCAUAGUGGACAUGGACGAUGAUCCAGUACUAGUACCGCACGACACCACCGGACUUAACAUGACCGCUCUCCAAAAACAGUAUGCCGCAUCAUAUCAAGCCCCCUUUUUUACCACAUGGUUCGUCACCAACUGGACCAUGCUCUUUUUCCCCCUCUAUUUUCUAUGCCGCCUCAGCACCGAGCGGUGCAAGUCCGUCUCCGACAUCUUCUCCGAGAGCAUCCGCGGCUACCGGGACAAGGGUUUCACCGCAGGGAGGUUCAUGACCAGGUGCAGCCUGUUCUGCAUCCUGUUCGUCGGAACCAACUACAUGUACAUCAUGUCGCUGAGGAUCCUUCUGGCCACGGACGUAAUGGCCCUUUUCGCCACGAACGUGUCCUUUGUGUACCUCCUCUCGUGGGUCAUUCUGCACGAGCAGUUCGUGGGGAUCCGGAUAAUGGCUGUGAUUAUUUGCGAUACAGGAGUAGCCCUCCUAGCUUACAUGGAUGGAAUCACCGGAAGCCCCACUUUAGGCGGCGUCGUGCUGGCAACAUCUUCGGCAGCAGCGUCGGCGGUUUACAAAGUCCUGUUCAAGAAAGUGAUCGGCGACGCCACCUUCGGACAAGUAUCUUUCUUCUUCUCCCUCAUAGGAAUGGUCAACGCCGCAUUACUCUGGCCGCUGAGCUUGGGGUUGUUUCUAACGGGGGUGGAAAGCAUGCACUGGGACAAACUACCCUGGCCUGCGUUGCUCACCGCCAGCUCUCUUUUUCUAGUUGCCAAUUUAUUGACCAACUUUGGUAUUGCCCUCACCUACGACUUGUUCAUCACGUUGGGGUUGAUAACGUCAGUUCCUGUAUCCGCGGCACUGGACGUAGUGUUAUAUGGUGCUAACUUCGAAGGGAUGAAACUGGCAGGGAUGAUCUUGAUCGCCGUAGGAUUUUUCCUCGUCAUGUUCCCCGACAACUGGCCCGACUACAUAACAAGACUCUUAAGAAAUAUCAUCAUGUUGAGUCACAGUGCCAGGUGGAGCAGGCGGAGCAGGCAUGGAAUGCAGGGAACUCAUCGCCGAGACGUGGUGGAUUAUCGUACAGGUUAUAUACGUUCGCACCUGAGGUCGCCUUCGGGUAGGGUGAGGUGACCUAACCCAAAUCCAAACCCAGCAAUCGACAUGGAAGAGUAUCUGCUCACUUCGUUACUCUAGAGUCUAGAGUCUAGGUUAAGGGUAGACGUAAGUAUAAAGAUGACUGUGUAAGAGUAAGUUGGUUAUUAAACAAGUAUGAAGAUAUCUAAUGUUCCCCGAUAUCACUUUUUUAAUGUAAUGUGGGGUGGUUCAAAGAACUUUCUCAACAAAUGUUUUUUUUUACUUCUCUUUCAAAAAUAAUCUUGGGAGUUUAAAUUUUGCAACGGUGUCAAAAUGUCAACAAAUACCUCCAACAUUUGUCGCUUGGAAAUUGUUUUUUGAAACACCCUGUAUAUUUUUUACUAAGCGUUAUCUGAAUAUUGUAAUAGGUCAUUCUAACGAACGUCUAGGUUAUAUUUCGUUAGUUAGCGGUGUGUUUUUGGUUGGAGUUUGUCAAUUUUCAGUUAAGUACUUUGUUUGACUUUGUACAUAAAUGUGUAUCGUUAUCUGUGUCUACUAUUUAUUUCAGUCAGCUGUUUAGCAGUUUUUUUUUAUUUAUUUAAAAAAUAAUAGCGACUGGAAUGACUAGUAACACCUUAUCAGCUGCAAUCUUAGGGUCCAAUUUAACUUUUUUCGCAACAUAUUUCCGAUGACUUUUUGUUUUGUACAGAGAAAAAAAAAUAAAAGCAAUAAUUGCACAUAAGUAAAGAUGCUUAAAUGACGAUGCUUUAACUUGAAUAUUUUUUUAGGCGUAGACUCUAAUAGAAAUUCGAUUUCGAAAUGUUUAAACAGCAUUAACCCGAAAUUCCCUUCUGUCAGUACGCUAGUGUAAACACUAGGGCUGCCAGGACUGUAUAUGUACGUAUCAUGUUAUAUCUUAAAAACAAAUAGUACCUUAAGAGACUACAACACACCAUGAGUAGAUAAAUAAAGGCGAUCAAAAA